GCAACACUUUUACAUACUCCUUGGUUUUUUUUCUUCAACCUAUAAGAAAAUCUUUGAAAAUGACGAAUUUUAAAUGAAAACAGCGACCAAAAAGAACGCAGUGUGAUGCCGGAGUCUAAAUAAACCACUCCGAAGUAAAGUGCAAUUAAAUAACAUAGUUUUAUACAACGGAAACUGGCUGGCAAGCCGGAAGAAAAUUCGCCUUCACGAGCUUUGUUCUAAAUGCCGAAGAAGUUUAUUACUCAUUAAGCGAAACGCAUUUGUGUGCCUAGUUAGUUAAUUAAUUGAAGCCGGAAGAUGAACUUCACGUACGUGUUCGUUUUAAUUUGGCUGGCAUUCCUUAUCUGCAGCGGAGUGCUGCUAUUCUCGCGGGGAUUCCUCCUGGCCCGUGUCUCCAAAACCGAAACAAGCACCUGCAGGAGGUUGUCCACGAAUCCCAGCGCUGAAUAUGUUCUCACUGACGAGGUUGUGAACGAGAUAUUUAAGGAUGUGAACGCCUCCUCCAAUCUGUGUCUUCCGCAAAAGUCAAAAGUCAUCAUUCUGGUUGUGGAUGCCCUAAAAUAUGAAUUUGGGUUGUAUAAGGAGAACACGAGUGAACCUCUGCCCUAUGAAAACAAAUUGGGGGUGCUGCAGGAGCUUCUGCAGCAGAGUCCCGACCAUGCCCGCCUUAUGAGAUUUCGAGCGGAUCCGCCCACAACCACGUUGCAGCGUUUGAAAGGUCUGACCACAGGCAGCUUGCCCACUUUUAUAGAUAUCGGCUCAAACUUUGCGUCGCCGGAGAUCAACGAGGACAAUGUCAUCGACCAAAUAGUCAAGAGCGAUCUGCCGCUAGUCUUUCUGGGUGACAGCACCUGGACGGAUUUGUACCCACGGCGAUUUAAGCGAUCCUAUUCCUAUCCCAGCUUUGAUAUAUUCGAUCUGGACAGCGUGGAUAAUCAGAUAUUGAAGCACUUGCCCAAGGAGUUGGCCAGUGAUGACUGGCAGGUUCUGGUCGCUCAUUUUCUGGGCGUGGAUCAUUGUGGACACAAGCACGGUCCCUUGCACGAGGAAAUGGCGCGAAAGCUUAGCGAGAUGAACGAGGUGAUAAGAGAUGUAGUGGCUGCGAUGGACAACGACACCACACUGCUGGUUAUGGGAGACCAUGGCAUGACUGCUUCCGGCGAUCAUGGCGGCGACACCGAUGACGAAAUCAAUGCUCUGCUAUUUGCCUACUCCAAACAGCACAGAUUCUAUGGCAAUGAUUCGGGCUCAGAUAGCGAAAUGCUGCAGCAGAUUGAUCUGGUGCCCACCUUGGCGACCAUACUUGGCGUCCCAAUACCCUACUCCAACCUGGGUCUCGUCAACUUCAACAUUGUGCCCGAUCUGCAAGUGCCGCACUUGAACAAGUUCCAGACCCUGCUUCUCCAUUCCUGGCAGAAUGCCCAGCAGGUCUAUCGGUACUUCUUCCAGUACGCUUUGGAGAACAAGCGCACGUUCAACGUGGACCAAAUGGAUCGACUGGAAACGGAGUUCAUACUGCUUUCCCACCGAGUGCAAACCGUAUACAAUGAGGUUGCUUACAAGUCCUUUGUGAGGGAUUUGAAUACGAAUCUGCGAGAUAUCCUGGGAACUUGUCGGGAGAUCUGGGUGAGAUUCGAUCCCACGCAGAUGUCGCAGGGCUUGCUCUUCAGCUUCCUGCCAUUGUUCUUUAUCUUCCUGCUCAUAAACAACUCUCGCCCGGCUGAAUACCCCAACAUUUUCAAACCCAAGGAGGUUUUCUACACAUACCUCAUGAACUUGGCCGCUGGAGUUUUUGGAUAUCGGUACUACAAAACCUUCUCGCUUAAGACGGAGGAGCAUGGAGUGAUCUUGUUUACGGCUUUGUGCAGUGCUGUUAUUUUGGCUUUCCAUACCCUGCGCCACUGGACCAACAUCGCUACCAACUGGUCAGCUGUCAAGCGAUUCGGAGACAUGCCCACGCGCCUGCUGCUCUUCGCUUCCAUGGGUGUGUUCUUCUCGAACAGCUUCGUCAUCCAGGAGGCCAAGAUCUUGUCCUAUCUCUUGGCAGCAUCUAUUCUCCUACUGUCCCACGAACUACUGCGACUGAGUGCCCGCUUGGACUUCAGGUCAAAGUUUAAGGCCACCCAGUUCCUGCGAUCCACAGCUUUAAGACUGAUCUUGGCCAGCAUUUUGGCGAUUUGCUUGAUACGCUUUGCCUACACACUGUUUCGUUGCCGCGAAGAGCAGGGAAAUUGCUCGGACUUUGCCAACAGUGGUGGAGCAGGUUUCUCGAUCAAAAAACCGGGUACGGGAAAAACCUACAUUCUGGCCGUUGUUGUACUCGUGGUGUACACCACCCUGACUCGUUUGUACCUGCGAUCCUGCGGUAAUUUGACUGGCAACUCACCAAACGUGCUAUUGGCUCGAUAUGGACCUACGGUUGCCUCUAUUUGCGCCGGUGGACAUGUGCUGCUCGCUAACAGUUCCAUUAAGAACAUCCAGCGCACUCACAUUGAUGCAAUGGCUCUGGUUAUCUACGCUUUGCUAUUACUGCAAAUCAUCGUGGUUUCCUUUGCACCACUGAUGACAUUUGUGCUGCCUCCUAGGAGUUCCCGAACUGUUACCAUUAACGGAAGCGAAAGCAUUGUGCCGGAAAUCUUCAGGAAAAUGAAGCGCAUGUACGAAGGCGAUGAUGACGAAAGGCGUAAUCAGAUUCCUGUUGUUUAUGGAUUGGCUACGGUUUACUCUUCCAUCGUCAUUGCCUUUGGCGUCUUUCUGGCUUUGGUCAUGAUAGUUCUCCUGGAACCGCGCGCUUCCAUUGGUUUGAUUGUCUGUGUGGCUGUAGGAGCUAUUUUGCUCAGUGUUCAUGGUAUUUUGCGCUAUCGCACUGCCACUAGCUUUGAGAGCUGUGUGCAGCCCACAUUCACCGCCCUGGUUGGCUGGUUCCUGCUGGCUCAUUUCUGCUUUUUCGCCACCUCACAUCAGACCACCUUGUCACAGAUUGAGUGGCGUGCUGCCUUCGUCGGUCGCACCACUGGCAUUGGACAGUCGAAUGUUAUCUCGGGCACCCUGGUCAUCCUGAACACCUUUUGCGGACCCAUUUUCUUCUUCUGCAUGUACUCCCUCCUGAGUACAGAGACAUUUUCGCUGUUCGCACUGUUUCCCAACCUCAUCCGGAGUUGCAGGAAUGGUGGAAAGGCGGAUGCGACUACCUCCAUGUCCGAUUUGGCUAACGAGGCUGUUGGUUUUGAUAUGACAAGGGGCGAGUUGACACUGUACGAGUAUGAAGAUGUUUUCCUGGGAACGGGUUUCAAGCUGGCCACUCAGUUCUUUAUGUUGCAGGGUCUUAAGAUAUUCUGUGCCAUGAUGGCCUGCACUAUUCACUGCCGCCACCUGAUGGUAUGGAAGAUCUUUGCUCCGCGUUUUAUUUACGAAUCCCUCGCCACAUUCGUCAGCCUGCCCGCCCUGAUUGUGGGCUAUCUUCUGGUGCUCCGCAUCCACCGUGCUGUGGACACCCUCAUCAAGCGCAUCAACAAGGAAAAGGUCCACUAGUCUCAGCCCAAACACAACUAUUUAUUUAGGCCUUAAUAAACUCACGUAAUAAGAAAGUUCAA
This is a messenger RNA of Drosophila ficusphila, 3593 nucleotides long. RefSeq names its product GPI ethanolamine phosphate transferase 3 (gene PIG-O). The transcript has 6 exons. Gene Ontology annotation, biological process: GPI anchor biosynthetic process. The record is from RefSeq and is a predicted model, not a curated record. Lineage: Eukaryota; Metazoa; Arthropoda; Insecta; Diptera; Drosophilidae. Gene Ontology annotation, molecular function: mannose-ethanolamine phosphotransferase activity. Gene Ontology annotation, cellular component: endoplasmic reticulum membrane. The coding region runs from base 298 to 3531 and encodes 1077 amino acids.